AUGAUGACUCCACUGGCUCGCAUGUCCAAUAAGUUGGGCAGAAAUGUUAUCACUAACUUUGUUAGAAAUCAUUCCCAUGGUGGAGUACCUGGCGAGAAUUUGCCAUUUGAUAUUGCAAAUCGCUACAAGCUGACUGCUAUGUUUAUUGUCUAUGUGGGCUCAGGGCUGGGAGCUCCUUUCCUCAUCACUCGUCAUCAACUACUUAAAAAGUAA
Parnassius mnemosyne (clouded apollo) is the source of this 213-nucleotide messenger RNA. The record is from the annotation of a GenBank genome assembly. Lineage: Eukaryota; Metazoa; Arthropoda; Insecta; Lepidoptera; Papilionidae.